ACUUUUUCAUUUGAUGCAACAAACUAGCAGAUGAGAAAUUGGUGUAUCAGCAGAAGCUGUCUGCUGGAGAUCUAGCUGUCUUCUGUCUUGUCGACUAGUCCGCCUCAAUUUUUUCCCUUAUUUGGUUUGACAGAUUCAGUUAUUAGUUAUGUUUGCUUCAAAGCAACUUGUUCGUUUCUUUGUGACGACACCAUCCAGCUGGAAUUCAAGCAAAGCGCUGCUAGCAAAACUUCGCAAAAAGACUGGUUACUCAUUUGCGAAUUGUAAAAAGGCCCUUGAUAAGCAUAACAAUGAUGCGGAACAGGCAGAAAAGUGGCUCCACGAACAAGCUCAAGCACUUGGUUGGUCGAAGGCCACAAACGUAGGAAACCGCAAGACCACUGAAGGCUUGGUUGCAGUUAUUGUUAAUAAGAACCAUGGAGCGAUGGUGGAGCUUAAUUGUGAAACGGACUUUGUUGCUCGCAACAGCUCUUUUCAGACACUUAUUCAGAUGAUAGCAAAGUCCUGUGUGUCUGUGGUGCCUGAAGUUUGUGGCAGCAACAAUUCAGUUACCAAGGAGCUCUUGGAUGGUUCCAAACUGAGUUCACUGUCAGCCCCUGAUGGUAAAACAUUGGCAGACCACGUUGCACUUAAUAUUGGCCUUCUUGGAGAGAAUAUGACGUUAAAAAGGGCUGUCCUUGUCUCUACCAAAGAUGAUAUCCUCUUGUCAGGAUACUCUCAUCCUUCCCCAAAGGAACAAAACGAGGCAUUGCUCGGGAAAUAUGGGGCAAUAGUUGCCUUUAAUAGCAAAGACCAGCAGCCAUUGUCAGAUGAACAAAUUAAAUUGGGUCGGCAACUGUGCCAACAUGUCAUUGGUAUGAACCCAAAAUCUAUUGGAAACAAUGAAACAGAUAAACCUCAAGAUAAUGCAGAUGAUGAGACAGUAAUGAUCUAUCAAGAGUAUCUCUUGGAUCCUGAAACAAAGGUUGAGGCGGUGUUACAAGAGGGAAAUGUGAAUGUUGUGGAUUUUGUACGAUUCGAAUGUGGGGAAACUGAUGUUGUUACUGAAGAUGUCUCAGCUGCAAGGGCGCAAGCAUGAUUAUUUAGUGAAUAUAGUGACAGUGUCACUUUGGUCAAGCUUCAAAGUGUUAAGAAUUCUACUCAUUGCAGCUGAUAAUAGUACUAUACUGGUACCACCAUUCACUUUUACUGUACAAGUCACAUACUGUAUUUUGGAAUUUUCCAACAUGUGAAUAGAAGCAAACUAAUAUCAUAUGAGAAAA
This is a messenger RNA of Thrips palmi, 1262 nucleotides long. RefSeq names its product elongation factor Ts, mitochondrial (gene mEFTs). Lineage: Eukaryota; Metazoa; Arthropoda; Insecta; Thysanoptera; Thripidae. Gene Ontology annotation, biological process: mitochondrial translational elongation. Gene Ontology annotation, molecular function: translation elongation factor activity; protein binding. The coding region runs from base 149 to 1078 and encodes 309 amino acids. The record is from RefSeq and is a predicted model, not a curated record. Gene Ontology annotation, cellular component: mitochondrial matrix. The transcript is spliced from 7 exons.